GUCAGUCUAAAGGUAACUGUUCUGCCCUUUUAAUAAAUCAUAUAUUGUUUGACCUUCUGUCUUGUAAUGACGUUCUUGGAGGAGGUUGUGAUAAAGACCAAGCGGCGACGAAGUAUAUUACCUGAUACGGUUAGCCCGAGCCUAUUCCAGAUCAGGCAAUAUCUUGCUCUCCCGAAUCUUGUCCGUGCCGACUUCUCCUGCUUCGUCAUGAUCGAGGCAGAUACAGUCUGUUUCUUCAAAUUUUUCUCGCCUAUCAGACCCCCUUCCAUGAGGAAUUAGGUUGAUCUUAUCGAGAUCCACUUCCGCCCCUUGGGUUCUAGAGCUAUGGUCGAUCAAUCCGACACCCCCAAGAUGCUGCAAUAUAAAGGCGAUCCAUGUCUCUCUUUCGUCGGGGCUCCUGGCUGGUAGCAGAUCAGAUCACAACGUCUCGGUAUUUCUCAUAGAGAAUCAAUCCAUCAAGGAGGCCCUCUCCACAAUGCAGCCUUCCCACUCCUCCACUCCAUACCAUCCUUCUGAACGGACCCUCUCUGUAGGGUCCGCCCCUGCGGAUGUCGACAUUCUCGACCUUCCUGUGCGGCAGCUGACGGCCGACGCCAACCUAGCCGAGUACACCACCGAGACGCAAGCCGGGGAGAUUAUCAGGCCUGUCAGGUCCAAGGUCGACGGGCGCUUGGAAGACUGGAAGUUGGUGACGUUCAAGAUCGACGAUCCCGAGAAUCCCAAGAACUGGUCCAAGGCGUUCAAGUGGUACUGUACCAUGGUGGUUGCGUUCACCUGCUUCGUCGUCGCGUUCUGCAGCAGUGUCAUCACGGCAGAUCUCACGGGUGUUGAGACCUCGUUUGGCGUCUCCCGCGAAGUGACAUUCCUCCCUGUCACACUCUUUGUUAUCGGCUUCGGUGUUGGCCCAAUGAUGUUUGCUCCGCUGUCGGAAAUGGUUGGACGUCGCCUGGUCUAUGGAGUCACUUUGCUCCUUGCAGUGAUUUUUAUUAUUCCCUGCGCCGUGGCCGAGAAUAUCGGAACCCUUCUUGUUUGCCGGGCCAUCGAUGGCAUUGCCUUCAGUGCGCCCAUGACUCUCGUCGGAGGUACCUUGGCCGAUCUGUGGAAGAAUGAAGAGAGAGGCGUUCCCAUGGCGGCCUUCAGUGCUGCUCCCUUCAUCGGACCCGCUAUUGGCCCGCUGGUAGGUGGCUUUCUGGCAGAUAACCUGGGCUGGCGCUGGCUCUACUGGAUGCAACUGAUCCUGGCUGGUGUCGCUUGGGUCCUGAUCAGCUUCACCGUCCCGGAGACCUAUGCGCCGACCCUCCUCAAACGGCGGGCGGCAAAGCUGCGCAAGAGUGAGAAUGAUGACAAGUAUGUCACCGAGAUCGAACUUGACCCCAGACCUAUGGGCCAGAGGUUGAAGAUCUUCUUCUUCCGCCCCUUCCAGCUGCUUUUCUUGGAGCCCAUCGUUCUCCUCAUCUCUCUCUACAUGUCUGUCUUGUACGGACUGCUCUACAUGUUCUUCGUUGCAUAUCCGAUCAUCUACCAAGCCGGCAAGGGUUGGAGUGCGUCGAUGACGGGUCUCAUGUUUAUUCCCCUCGCUAUCGGAGUCCUCAUGAGUGCCGCUUGUGCUCCAGUGGUCAACAAACAUUAUCUUUCGCUUGUCGCCAAGUACGGCGGCAAACCCCCCGCCGAGAAGCGCUUGAUUCCGAUGAUGGUGUCCUGCUGGCUCGUUCCGAUCGGCCUCUUCAUCUUUGCCUGGACUUCCUAUCCCCGUCUUCACUGGAUCGGUCCUGCUAUCGGCGGCUGGCCUGUCGGAUUUGGCUUCAUCUUCCUCUACAACUCGGCCAACAAUUAUUUAGUGGACACCUACCAACACCAGGCAGCCUCUGCCCUUGCCGCCAAAACCUUCAUCCGGUCGAUCUGGGGUGCCUGCUGUGUGCUCUUCACUGAGCAGAUGUACGACCGCCUCGGGUACCAGUGGGCAAGCACCCUGCUUGCCUUUAUCGCCUUGGCGUGCUGCGCAAUCCCAUACUUCUUCUACUUCAAGGGCGAGUCUAUUCGCCGCUAUUCAAGAUUCGCCUACAGCGAGGACGAAGAAAAAGGCGAGAAGCUUUAGUGCUAGACAUUUCAUCCAAAAAUCUCUUUUUUCCCUCUUUUCUUCUUUUCUAUUUUUUUUUUUCUUCUUCUUCUCUUUUCCUUUUCCCCUUCAGGUUUUUAGAGCUGGAGUUUGGAUUCCCUCAUGAGUUAUGAGUCUAUAGAUAAUUCGGUAAUUAGAUAUAUAGGCAGCGUCUGCAUAAUACGCUUUGAUUUGAU
Penicilliopsis zonata CBS 506.65 is the source of this 2292-nucleotide messenger RNA. RefSeq lists its product as hypothetical. Gene Ontology annotation, biological process: transmembrane transport. The record is from RefSeq and is a predicted model, not a curated record. The coding region runs from base 476 to 2095 and encodes 539 amino acids. The transcript is spliced from 3 exons. Lineage: Eukaryota; Fungi; Ascomycota; Eurotiomycetes; Eurotiales; Aspergillaceae. Gene Ontology annotation, molecular function: transmembrane transporter activity.